UUCUCAAACAUUAAUAACUAAAUAUUGUACUGCUGUGAACUCAAAACAUGUACUCAAUUCAACAGAUCCUAACAAUGAGACUGCCAUAGUACAGAUUCAUAGUAGUCAUCUCCCUUAUGAAAAAUAUAGUUUUCCAUGCCAAACAGCUGAAGAUAAUUUGCAAACGUUAACAGCAAACAAUCAUCUAAAUUCAAUAGGUUCAUUUAAAUUAUUAGCUCCAUGUUCACCAUCACAAUCAACAUGUGAUCAGUUAAAUGUAAGUUACAUAACUAAUGUUGACACUGUAUCUACUAAUACUACAUCAUCAGCCACUAACAUUGAAAAAGGUGAUGGCAUAUUUGCAUGUGAUGAAACAAGUUCACCAAGCCAUACUGAAUAUUCAUUUGUGUCACAGUCAAACUUUGCUUACGAACAUGAUCAUGAUUAUGAAAGUGUGAGUUCACCUUGUAGCAGUACAUCUAGUGGUCCUGUCUACAUAAGACCACCAGGAUUUACACAUCAUGCUCAGAAAAUUGAAGUAACAAAUGUAACAAAUAAACUUAAAAAAAAGAAAUCUUCUACAAUACUGGCAACAGUAAAAGAGGGGUGUAAAAAGAGGGAGGCCACUGCACCAAAACUGAAACCGGGAAGAGGUAGACAGUCUGUGAAAUAUAUUUACAAAAAAUUAUUACCAAUGAAGUUACGGGCCCUGCCAAAGUCAUUCUGGGAACAGCCAAAUAUAGCUCAUCAAGUGUCACCAGCAACACUGUUUCUUCCACCACUACUUAACAGGGAUUCAGAGGAAGUAAUGAUGGAUUCGCGCCCAGUCACACCUCCAGAUGGGAAAGAUAUAACAAACAGGUUUGAUGAACCAGAGAGAAAAGUUAUAGUGACCAACACAGAUCUGUUAUUUAAACUAUUUGAUUGUAUUGGAGAAAGGAAACAAAUGACCAGCUCUGACAAGUGCAGAUCCCUCAAAGUUAGGAAGCUAAUUCCAAAAAGUAAAUCAAAAGGUAUGCUUCUGGGAAAUGAUCCUUGUAUGGUGGAUGCUGCUACAGAAAACAUUUUCCCGCAACUGACUUUAGAGAAUUCUCGUCACUGCUCAUUAGGAGGUAAUACAUCUCUGCAGUUAAUUACACUAAAGGAAGGAGAUAAAGCUGUCACACUCCCAUCCCUUAACCUUGAGCAAAAUUACCCCCAAAUGUUGUCAGAGUUAGUCUUACAUAUAUAG
Molecule: messenger RNA, 1210 nt
Organism: Candidula unifasciata
Lineage: Eukaryota; Metazoa; Mollusca; Gastropoda; Stylommatophora; Geomitridae
Source: the annotation of a GenBank genome assembly